Lachancea sp. 'fantastica' is the source of this 1623-nucleotide messenger RNA. The record is from the annotation of a GenBank genome assembly. Lineage: Eukaryota; Fungi; Ascomycota; Saccharomycetes; Saccharomycetales; Saccharomycetaceae.
AUGGCUAACAGCUCGAGAAUGGCAGCGCUUGCGUCAAACGAAAAAGAACCAGCGAAAGAAAGCACAAUUCCUCUAGACAUAGAGGUAUCGUCCGAGAACGUUAUUCAAAAUGCAGACAACGCCGACGGAACGUUGGCGUUUCUCGAAGAACACGACCACGAAUUUAGCGAUGCCAAGAUCGCCGAUGAAGAUUAUUCCAAUAUUGUCAAAAAGGUCAAUUGGAACUUGAUGCCACUUCUAAUAGCCAUAACUACACUCAUGUUCAUGGAUAAAACGGUUCUUUCAUAUGCUUCUAUCAUGGGUCUUUUCAAAUCGACAAAUUUGACGGACUCUUUGUAUGAUGAUCUGAACAGUAUAUUUUAUACUGGCUACACCAUAGGAAGCUUCAUGAACCUGAUUUUGCAACGAUAUAACCUCAAGAAAUUUCUCAACGUCAUAAUCUUUACCUGGGGUGCUAUUGUUUUCCUUCACGCUGCUGCGUUCAAUUUUGGCGGACUCGUGGUGCUUCGUUUCUUUCUUGGCUUUUUCGAAAGUGUCAUAAUCCCGCUUUUGGAGGUUACAAUGGCACAAUUCUAUACUCCAAAAGAUAGAGCAACUAUGCAGCCAAUUUUCUGGACCGGUUGCGUAGGCUUUCCAGUGGUCAUUAGUGGAUUUAUCGCUUAUGGGUGUCUGCACGUCAAAAACUCAAUUCCUCCAUGGAGAAUCUUUAUGAUUAUAAAUGGCGGUGUAACAGUCAUCAUGAAUGUGGUUUGUGUCAUAUGGUAUCCAUCUGAUCCUUCAGACGCUCAUUUUUUGACUACCAAGGAGAAGUAUUUCCUCAUCAAAAGAGUCCAAAAGGAGUCCAAAGCUUCCAUAACUCAAAGCACCGUCAAAAAAUACCAGAUAGUCGAAUGUUUGAAAGAUCCCAUAAGCUGGCUUUUUACACUCUUUUGCUUUUCUUUGAUGUUGUCCAAUAAUCUCACCUACCAGCAGAAUCUUCUAUAUGUCUCGCUGGGCGUGUCUGACUUGGGUUCAACUCUCGUAAGUCUUGCUGGUGGCGGAUUUUCCGCAUUAUUUGCGCUCUUUGGCGCUGGACUGAUCCAUUACUUCCCUAACAACACUUUUUGGAUGUGCCUACUUGGUUGCCUUCCAUCCAUAGCAGGAGGCAUUGGUAUGGUUGCCAUUUCAUGGGAAAAUAAACUAGCUUUAUUGGCUAUGCUUGUUCUUUCUGCCAACACAUACUUCCUAGCCUACAUUUCUGGUUUCGGGUGGUCGACGUCGUCUUGCGCCGGUCAAACGAAGCGCUUUGUUCGCCACUUUAUGUAUAGUGUGGCGUAUGGCGUUUCAAACAUAGUUUCUCCUCAGAUAUGGAAAGGAAAUCAAGGCACAAGAUACUAUGCCGCUUGGAUUGUACAAAUUGUUCUUUCUUGGCUCUUGGCGCCUGUUGUGGCUGGGAUAAUCACCUAUAUUUUAAAGGCAAGAAACCAGCAAAGGCAACAGUAUAUUUCGCAGCAUCCGGACGCUUUAACCGGGGAAGUUGUUAAAAUUGAUGCGGACACUGGAGAACAAAUUGUUGAAAAAGUCGACAUUGGUCUACUUGAUCUGACAGAUCUUGAAAACAAGGCUUUCAUUUAUCCGUUGUGA